UCAAAUUAUGUAUGCGCAAGGCGGUUUUUAUCCCGUUACCACAGUGUCAACUCCACCGUUAUGUACACUGAUUCCAGCAAGUGAAGGGUUUCAAAAUUCAUGGCAUCAGUUUAAUUACCAGACAUCACCUCGACCCUUCAUAUCCUAUCAAUUGCGAACUCGAGAUAUGGUAGAACAGUCUACUAAAUCGGUGAAAAAGAGAUUCGACGAACAACCUCUGGACCUAACUUUGUCCAGAGAGGAAUCGUUCAUGGAUACGACGCUCGCAUCAUCCCAGGCUGAAAAUAUUAUUAAAAAUACCGUUCAAAGUAUUUUACCACGUCACUCCUUGCCAAUCAAGAAACGUUAUCGCGACUACUGUAUAGAAGAAGAAUCCAAAGAAAAUAUUAGUGUGGAAGGUAAGUCAGUUGUUUGAUAUAGGUUAAAUAAUAAUAAAACAAAGUUCUGUAAAUAAAUGAA
Centruroides sculpturatus (bark scorpion) is the source of this 459-nucleotide messenger RNA. RefSeq lists its product as uncharacterized. The record is from RefSeq and is a predicted model, not a curated record. The transcript has 2 exons. NCBI's taxonomy places the organism in Eukaryota, Metazoa, Arthropoda, Arachnida, Scorpiones, Buthidae. The coding region runs from base 8 to 415 and encodes 135 amino acids.